This is a messenger RNA of Prorocentrum cordatum, 1328 nucleotides long. The record is from the annotation of a GenBank genome assembly. Lineage: Eukaryota; Dinophyceae; Prorocentrales; Prorocentraceae.
GGCGACGACUGCUCUGACAGCGACGAGGAGAUCGACGAGACGAAUGAGAAGCAGCACGUGGCACCGCAGAGAUGGAGCGGAAUCUACGAUCGGCCGCGGGCCGACGACAAAAAGGGGUCGAUCAUGCUGCUGGUGACUCGUUUCGCGGCGACGGCGGGGGAAAAGCGCCGGGUGGCUAUCGAUCCGACUAGGCGGCCCCAGGUUGUGGAUCCUUCGUCCACGACCAAGGUGAAGCCCAACAGGUUCGCAGGCGUGGACCGCGGCAGCUUCCCGGGCAUGUCCAGCAGAGAGGCGGCCGACCACUUCAUAUCGUCGGGAGCGUCGGCGACGACGGCUACCAUCACGAGGGACUACCAGCGCGAGAACUCCGCCAUGAGGAAAGGUCGCCGACGCCACUUCGUGACUUGGGUUGCGAAGAUUGCGAGCAAGACCGUCGGCUACAUGUGGGCUCGGCGAAGCUUCGGAGGCUUCGCGGGAUCGACUUUUGCGCUGCGGCGUGCGCGCACCUACUUUAACGCGAUCGAGUGGAUCAAGUGGGACUACUCGAGCGCGAAGAAGACCAUCGACACGGUCGAGGGCUUCAAGGAGGAGUACGAGCACAUCCUGGAGCUGCACGAGUCGGGGGUGUUGGAGCCGCUGUACAUGUCAGUGGGUAUCAUGUUCGUGGUGGCGGCGCCUACGUUGCGGCAGCGGCUGUCGCCCUCGCCCGCCGAGUCCGUCAGCUCGUCGGCUGUCUCGACGCCCCGCGACGAGUGUGCCGUGACAUCCGACGAGGAGGGCGGGUCGAGCGAGUCCGAGUUGGCGAAGCAGCUGAUCGUGGUGGCGGACAGGCUCGCGGCGUUGGAGAUCAAGAGCUCACGUCCCCCUCUACCGCCUCCAGCUGCGCCACCUCCGACGAGGCCUGCCCCCUCUCCGUCAACGGGCUGGGGCGGGAACCUAGGGGGGGACUCGGGCGCGAACUACGACCAGAUGAUGUCCCAGCUGCUCGAGCGACUCGACAGGCGCGAGGAGAUCGUCCAGGCCGACAGCCAGGCAGCGACAGCAGGCACUCUUCCUCGAGCUCAGGAGGUGACGGCCAGGGAUCCCGAAGUCGAGGCGCCGGUGCGAGGUCUGGGCGACCCCUUCAAGGACAUGCGCGUCAUGGCGAAGGAGAAGUUGGAGGCCUUCAGCCCGACCGUGAGCCGGGCGAUCCCCGGGGGCAGCAAGACCCGUGUCGCUCCAGCCAUGGUGGCUCGCCUCUACAGGAACGGCGCGACCGCCGUGCCCACGAUCUGCGAGAUCAUCCGCCUCGAGCAGCUGGAGGGCAACCACGCGGCCGAAGAGAUGCU